Microthlaspi erraticum is the source of this 1209-nucleotide messenger RNA. Lineage: Eukaryota; Viridiplantae; Streptophyta; Magnoliopsida; Brassicales; Brassicaceae. The record is from the annotation of a GenBank genome assembly.
AUGACGAUGAUCUCUGAUCUUUCAGAAAAUUUGGUACAGGAGAUACUCUCUAGGGUUCCCAUGACUUGUCUGAUAGCAGUAAGAUGUACUUGCAAACGGUGGAACGCUUUAUCGAGUGGUUUAUCCAAAUAUGGGAUUUUAUGUAAAGCAGAAGCAAGGCAGCAGUUUCUAGGGUUCAUGAUAAACAACUAUAAGAUGUGUUCGAUGAGAUUCGAUCUCCAUGGAAUCCUCAAUGAAGAAGGAGAAGAAUUCGUGGAUCCAUCUAUAAAGGAGAUAGAAUAUAGUUUCCUUGAGAAAGUGAACAUAUAUGAAAUCUUUCAUUGCGACGGUUUGUUAAUGUUAAGCCUCACCAGGAAGGAGGGCAAGAGUAGGAGGCUCGUGGUUUGGAACCCAUAUUUGGGACAAACCAAAUUGAUCAAACCAAGAACUUCUUACCACAGUCAAGACAGGUAUGCUCUCGGAUACGACAACAAGAGCCGUAACCACAAAAUCUUGAGGUUUUUGGAAUACCUCCGUUACGGUACUAAGCACGUUUUUGAAUUCGAGAUCUACGACUUUAGCUCAGAUUCAUGGAGGGUUCUUGGUAUCAAUCCGUGCUGGGAUAUAGAGUCUCACCAACGCGGCCAAACUUUGAAGGGAAAUACAUACUUUAUUGCAAACGAAAAUAUAGGACCACCAGAAGAAUUACUAGGAGGAGGACCGGAAGAGAUAGACGAGACUCCUGAUUUCUUGAUCUGUUUUGAUUUUACGAGUGAGAGUUUUGGAAAGUUUCUUCCUCUGACGUUUCAUCACUAUGUUGAUGAUACUAGGACGCUGUCUUCUCUUACAGACGAGAAACUCGCGGCCUUGUAUAAGGGCUUGGAUAAACCUGAGGUGGAGGUUUGGGUUACAAGUAGGAUUGAGCCCGAUGCAGUGUCGUGGAUCCCCUUUUUAAAAGUUAAUUUGGAUCAUUUCAACUUUUACGGUGGCAGUUUCUUCAUUGACGAGGAGAAGAAACUCGCCGUGGUUUUUGAUUCACAUUACGAAGCUGAUCAAAGUAUCUGCUACCAAACAGCUUACGUCAUUCCAGAGAAUGGAGACUUGAAAAAAGUGCAUAUUGGAGAAUCUGUGAUGAAUUGUUGCCCUCUUUUGUGCUCUUACGUUCCAAGUCUAGUGCAAAUCCAACCAAUUACACGAGGCAAAAGGAAAUCAAAAAGAGAGAGUAGAUAA